This is a messenger RNA of Lepus europaeus (European hare), 1088 nucleotides long. It is a transcript of the gene NUDT7, whose product is annotated as nudix hydrolase 7. NCBI's taxonomy places the organism in Eukaryota, Metazoa, Chordata, Mammalia, Lagomorpha, Leporidae. Gene Ontology annotation, biological process: nucleoside diphosphate metabolic process; coenzyme A catabolic process. The transcript has 4 exons. Gene Ontology annotation, molecular function: coenzyme A diphosphatase activity; magnesium ion binding; acetyl-CoA hydrolase activity. The record is from RefSeq and is a predicted model, not a curated record. The coding region runs from base 63 to 773 and encodes 236 amino acids.
CGCAUGCCCGUCCGGGGAGCGCCCUCCAGGAGUCUCCGACCGGAAACAAACAUUACCCGACCAUGUCGCGACUCUGUGUUCCUCAGGAACUUGACAGAAACAAUUUGAUAGAGGCUGCUAAGGCUCGCUUGAAAAAGUAUGAUGUUGGGGCCAGAUACACAUGCUUAUCAGCUGAGAAGUGUGCUGUCCUUUUACCACUGUUGUAUAAAGAAGGAAAACUCCACCUGUUGUUCACCCUCCGGUCGGAGAAGCUAAGAAGGUCGCCUGGAGAGGUUUGCUUUCCUGGAGGAAGGUGGGAACCUACAGACGCGGAUGACGUAGCCACAGCUCUGCGGGAAGCCCAGGAGGAAGUGGGGCUGCAUCCUCAGCAGGUGAAGGUCAUCUGCUGCCUGCUGCCACAGCCGUUUCAGAAAGGUAUGUUGAUAACGCCAGUUGUGGGCUUUAUAGACCACAACUUCCAGGCCCAGCCUAACCCCAGUGAAGUCAAGGAUGUGUUCCUGGUGCCUCUGGACUACUUCCUGCAUCCUCGCGUCUACUACCAGCACCACAUCUCGUACGCUGGUCGUCAUUUCACUAUUCAUUGCUUUGAGUACACAAACCCUGAGAACAGCGUGACUUACAUCAUCAAGGGAAUAACUGCAAAACUCGCUGUGUUGGCUGCCUUAAUUAUUUUGGAAAAGAAACCCACCUUUGAGUUUGGAUUUGGCCUCAAUGACCUAAUACCAACCUGCAAAAAUUACCUCCUUCAUAAACAGACUAUCAGCAAGCUAUGAUUUAUGAGACCAGCAUCCAGACACCUGGCCAAGAAGUUUGUUUGUGUGCGCUUACACAACCAUAAUGUCGGCUGCUGGAAUUUUACAGGUGUAUUUUUCCUGAUAUGAAAGUGGGAAGAAAAAAAAAAAACUUUUUUCCAGUUGCCUCUGUUAUCUGAGAGAGCAAAAGUCUUUGAGAAGUAGAAAGAUGCGUUUAUAGUGCUGCAAUUUUAACCUCCAGUGUGUUAACGAUAUUUGUCUAAUACAUUUAAGAAAGAGUAUCUGGCAUAUAAUAAACAUUUGUUCAUGAUAAACCUGUGAUGUUUAUCUCGUUAG